Molecule: messenger RNA, 3194 nt
Organism: Abrus precatorius (Indian licorice)
Lineage: Eukaryota; Viridiplantae; Streptophyta; Magnoliopsida; Fabales; Fabaceae
Product: protein transport protein SEC23
Exons: 5
Coding region: 115-2586 (823 amino acids)
Biological process (GO): intracellular protein transport; endoplasmic reticulum to Golgi vesicle-mediated transport; COPII-coated vesicle cargo loading
Cellular component (GO): endoplasmic reticulum exit site; COPII vesicle coat
Molecular function (GO): zinc ion binding; GTPase activator activity
Source: RefSeq, a predicted model, not a curated record
GGAACAGAACAUGUGAAAGGGUGAAAGUGGAAGGCAUGUUUAUGUUCCUUCUCUACCCGCUCAAACUCAGUCCAAUGACCAUUAGAGGAAUUUGGCAUUUGUGUUCUUGAAUCAAUGUCUAAUUCAAUGUUGCAACAAGACCAUUCAUCUUCAUCAUCCCCUUCCGUUAGGAAUGGAGGCCCCGUUCCUCACUUGAGCACCCCUCCUGGACCACCUGUUUUUACUUCUCCUGUUCGUCCUGCUGCUGUUCCUUUCCGCACCUCACCUGUCUCGCCUCAGCCGCCUGCUUUUUCUUCCCACUCCGCUUUCCCAACGCCAUCCCCGCCACAUUUCUCCAAUGGAUCUUUUCAGUUGCAGCCCCAAGUUUCUCAUGCUAUAGAGGCUCAUGUUCCCGCAGCUGCUGAAGAAUCAAACUUUGUUCGCUUCUCAGCUAGCAAGGUGUUGAAGCAGAAGAAACAGGCUAAUGUACCCAGUUUGGGUUUCGGGGCGUUGCUCUCUCCAGGGAGGGAGGUCUUAGCAGGUCCGCAAGUAAUUCAGCGCGAUCCACAUCGCUGCAAAAGCUGUGGAGCUUUUGCAAAUAUCUAUUGCAACAUAUUGCUUGGAUCAGGCCAGUGGCAGUGUGUAAUAUGUUCGAAACUGAAUAUAAGUGAUGGUGAGUACAUUGCUCCCAAGAAGGAAGAUCUUCGCAUAUUUCCAGAACUGUCAUCAUCCAUGGUUGACUAUGUUCAAACUGGGAACAAGAGACCUGGUUUUGUGCCAGUUUCAGAUUCGAGAAUGUCUGCACCAAUUGUUCUUGUGAUAGAUGAAUGUUUAGAUGAAUCUCAUCUGCAGCAUUUACAGAGUUCUUUGCAUGCUUUUGUUGAUUCUCUCCCUCCAACAACGCGUGUAGGAAUUGUAGUAUAUGGCCGUACUGUCUCAGUUUAUGAUUUUUCAGAGGAGUCAAUUGCAUAUGCUGAUGUGCUUCCCGGGGACAAGCCACAAAAUCUGGAAUCUUUGAAAGGAUUGAUUUAUGGUACUGGCUUAUACUUGGCACCAAUGCAUGCUUCAUUGCCUGUAGCACAUACCAUAUUUUCAUCUCUGCGGCCCUACAAAAUGAAAAUACCAGAAGCUUCCAGAGAUCGGUGUCUAGGAACUGCUGUUGAGGUUGCUCUUGCUAUAAUUCAGGGCCCAUCUGCAGAUCUGUCCCGAGGGGUGGUCAAAAGGUCAGGUGGUAAUAACAGAAUUAUUGUCUGUGCUGGUGGACCAAACACUUAUGGACCUGGGUCUGUUCCUCAUUCUCUUAGUCACCCUAAUUAUCCUUAUAUGGAAAAGACGGCAUUAAAAUGGAUGGAGAAUCUAGGUCGUGAGGCUCAUCAUCAUAAUACUGUAGUUGACAUUUUAUGUGCUGGAACCUGCCCUGUAAGAGUUCCUAUUUUACAGCCUCUUGCAAAAGCAUCGGGUGGAGUUUUGGUUCUCCAUGAUGAUUUCGGGGAAGCCUUUGGUGUUAACUUGCAGAGGGCAGCCACCAGAUCAGCAGGCUCUCAUGGGCUGUUAGAAUUACGCAUGUCCAGUAGUAUUCUGGUAACUCAAGUUGUGGGUCCUGGUGAAGAGGCUCAUGUAGACACCCACGAGACUUUUAGAAAUGAUACAGCGCUUUAUAUUCAAAUGUUGAGUGUUGAAGAGACACAAAGCUUCUCUCUCUCCAUGGAAACUAAAGGAGAUAUCAAAAAUGACUUUGUUUUUUUCCAGUUUGCAAUUCAAUAUUCAAAUGUAUAUCAAGCCAAUGUGUCAAGGGUCAUUACUGUUAGACUGCCAACUGUAGAUAGUAUUUCAGCAUAUCUUGAGAGUAUUCAGGAUGAUGUAGCUGCUGUCCUCAUUGCGAAGAGGACUCUGUUACGAGCCAAAAACCAUUCUGAUGUAAUUGACAUGCGAGCAUCGAUAGAUGAAAGAAUCAAGGAUAUAGCUCUAAAAUUUGGCUCCCAAUUACCCAAAUCAAAACUUCACUGUUUUCCAAAGGAGCUUUCUCUCUUACCAGAGCUUCUUUUCCAUCUCAAAAGAGGACCCCUAUUGGGGAGCAUUGUUGGCCAUGAAGAUGAGAGGUCUGUGCUGCGGAACCUGUUUCUGAAUGCAUCCUUCGAUCUGUCACUGCGAAUGGUGGCUCCUCGUUGUCUAAUGCACAGGGAGGGGGGGACUUUUGAGGAGCUACCAGCUUAUGAUCUUGCUAUGCAGUCUGAUGCUGCUGUUAUUCUUGACCAUGGCACUGAUGUCUUCAUUUGGUUGGGUGCUGAACUUGCAGCUGAUGAAGCAAGAAGUUCUACUGCUUUAGCAGCUUGUCGGACAUUGGCUGAAGAGCUUACUGAAUUCCGUUUUCCAGCUCCUCGCAUCCUAGCAUUUAAGGAGGGUAGCUCACAGGCUCGAUAUUUUGUCUCUCGAGUAAUACCUGCACACAGGGAUCCUCCUUAUGAACAGGAGGCAAGAUUCCCGCAACUUAGGUCAUUGACAACGGAACAGCGGACAAAGCUAAAAAGCAGUUUCCUUCACUUCGAUGAUCCUAGCUUCUGUGAGUGGCUGCGAAGUUUGAAAGUGGUACCGCCACAACCAAGCUGAUCAUUCUGGUUUAUGUCUUUGGUCGCCGAUUUACCCUCCCAGGGGGCUCGUUUCGUAUUCUUUAUUUAUAUGAUCAUUUGUGUAAUACCAUGAUCUUGCCCAUGUCCUCUAAACUCUCGCUUAUGUGCUUUCCAUUGAUUUCUUUUAACUUCUGAGGAAUAUGUUAUAAUUGUAACAGACGGAUUUUAGUGUUCUUUUUUUCUGUUUUUCUUUUUUAUAAAGGAUGACUGACACAAAUUGAAAAGAAUGUGUCACAAUUUACAGGACGGCUGCUAAGAUGUUAUCAUAGAGGAUAGAGCAAUAAAGGAUUCUCUCGUAUCGUAUUUAUAAUACUUAUUGAUUGCUAAUGAUUUUUCUUUUAUGCCAGAUUAAAUACAAGAACUGCAAGUUCAGCUGACAGUACUACACUUUGAAACUACAGUGUAUUUAUAACGGGAUGAUGUGUAAGUUUUAUGGGACAAUAUCAUGUGAAUAGAGAUCUUGUACAUAGUUUCAUGAAUUUUGGCAAGAUUCUAAAUAUUUACUGUAUGUUCAUUUAAAUUGUUGUCGCAAAUGUUUCCUUUACACAGUCCAGUACUUUCCAAAAGAAAUACAUCUUUUUUCCAUUG